CAGCGCAAUGGGGAAGACAAACUCACAUAAUUUGCAAGCACUUUACCAUAUUUCUUUCUUCUUUCACCUGGUGCUUGGAAAAAAGAAAUUAAUUAAGAGGUAACAAAAUGGGUUCUUUAGACAUAACAAAGAAUCUCUCUCAUGUUGUGUGUAUCCCAUUUCCAGCACAAGGUCACAUAAAUCCAAUGCUCAAACUUGCAAAACUUCUUCAUUUUAAAGGUGGUUUUCAUGUCACCUUUGUUAACACUGAAUAUAAUCACAAACGUCUUCUUAAAGCUAGAGGUCCUAAUUCUCUCAAUGGUCUCCCCUCUUUUCGUUUUGAAACCAUUCCUGAUGGUCUACCUGAGUCUGAUGUGGAUGUAACACAGGAUAUUCCUUCCUUGUGUGAAUCCACAAGAGCAACUUGUUCACCUCACUUUAAGAAACUUCUUUCAAAACUUAAUAAUGCUAUAGACACCCCUCCUGUUACUUGCAUAGUUUCUGAUGGUUGUAUGAGUUUUACUUUGGAUGCUGCUCAAGAACUUAAUAUCCCUGAAGUGCUUUUUUGGACAACUAGUGCUUGUGGCUUCAUGUGCUACAUGCAAUAUCGUAAACUCAUUGAAGAGGGCUUAACACCACUCAAAGACUCCAGUUAUAUAACAAAUGGGUAUUUGGAGACUACCAUAGAUUGGGUGCCAGGCAUAAAAGAAAUCCGAUUAAAGGAUAUCCCAAGCUUCAUCAGAACCACAAACCCUAAUGAUAUCAUGCUUGAUUUUUUACGAGGGGAAUGCCAAAGAGCUCAAAAAGCAUCUGCAAUAAUUUUCAACACAUUUGACAAUUUGGAACACGAUGUUUUGGAAGCAUUCUCUUCCAUUUUACCUCCUGUUUAUUCCAUUGGUCCCUUGCAUUUACUCAUAAAAGAUGUGACAAAUAAGGAAUUGGAUUCAAUUGGGUCCAACCUAUGGAAGGAAGAGCCAGAGUGUUUGGAAUGGCUAAAUAGUAAAGAACCCAAUAGUGUUGUUUAUGUCAAUUUUGGAAGUAUCACUGUUAUGACAAGUGAACAAAUGAUUGAGUUUGCUUGGGGACUAAGUAAUAGUAAAAUGCCCUUUUUGUGGGUCAUAAGGCCAGAUCUUGUAGCUGGUGAAAAUGCUGUUUUGCCUCUAGAGUUUUUGGAAGAGACCAAAAAUAGAGGUUUAUUAUCAAGUUGGUGUCCACAAGAGGAAGUUUUGGGACAUUCAUCAAUUGGAGGGUUUUUGACACAUAAUGGUUGGAAUUCAACGUUGGAAAGUGUUUGUGGUGGUGUUCCAAUGAUAUGUUGGCCUUUUUUUGCUGAACAACAAACUAAUUGUAGAUUUUGUUGUAAUGAAUGGGGGAUUGGUUUGGAGAUUGAAGAUGCUAAGAGGGACAAAAUAGAGAUUCUUGUGAAGGAGUUAAUGGAAGGAGAAAAGGGUAAAGAGAUGAAAGAAAAAGCUUUGCAAUGGAAGAAAUUGGCACACAAUGCUGCUUCUGGUCCUCAUGGAUCAUCAUUUAUGAAUCUUGAGAACCUCAUUCAUGAUGUUCUCCUCAAGUGAAGUGAACAUUUGAUUUAGUACUUGAUGAAUUUAUCUUGUAAAAUUAAUUUGUUUUAGUGAUGUGUGUAUGAGUGAAAUUUUUUGUUUUAUUUUUUUGAGAAACUAUUUUUGUUUAAAAAGUGAUUUUAUUAUAAUUGGUGAUAUUUGGAUAUUAUA
Messenger RNA from Medicago truncatula (barrel medic), 1706 nucleotides. Its product is annotated as 7-deoxyloganetin glucosyltransferase. NCBI's taxonomy places the organism in Eukaryota, Viridiplantae, Streptophyta, Magnoliopsida, Fabales, Fabaceae. Gene Ontology annotation, molecular function: quercetin 7-O-glucosyltransferase activity; quercetin 3-O-glucosyltransferase activity. The transcript has 2 exons. The record is from RefSeq and is a predicted model, not a curated record. The coding region runs from base 108 to 1550 and encodes 480 amino acids.